Molecule: messenger RNA, 506 nt
Organism: Saccostrea cuccullata (small rock oyster)
Lineage: Eukaryota; Metazoa; Mollusca; Bivalvia; Ostreida; Ostreidae
Product: hepatocyte growth factor-like protein
Exons: 2
Coding region: 1-465 (154 amino acids)
Molecular function (GO): signaling receptor binding; endopeptidase activity
Source: RefSeq, a predicted model, not a curated record
AUGUACAAUAAAGAUCUUUUUUCGCUAACACGUUUUGUUCUUAAAGAUAUUAAUGCAGAAUCAAUCUCAGAUGACUGUCGAUUGCCAGGAGUUUUAUACCAAGGAACCAAAAACGUAACAGAAACUGGUAGACCGUGUCAAAGAUGGGAUAAACAGAGCCCUCACGAACACGGCUAUGAUGUGUUUAGUCUUGCAAAAGAGAACUACUGUCGUAACUUCGACAGAGAGGAGCCAUGGUGCUUUACCAAUAACCCGGAUGUCCGUUGGGAACUCUGUGGCGUGGAAGUGUGCGGUAUUCUUUCACCAUGUCGAGAUCCUAGUGUGACAGGUGAUUCUUUUGUGGUGAUCAUGAUUAACUUUGCCAUCCCAUGUUUCAAAGAAUUCUUCAGAAAUACAACAGAUGGACCAACAUUAUGCCGGUAUUUAUUCACAGUGUAUCUUGAUAUGACACAAUUAAAAUGUUAAAAUGAGCAAAACAAGUUUCAUUUUCUUACUUUAUUAUCUAU